Messenger RNA from Scylla paramamosain (green mud crab), 685 nucleotides. The record is from the annotation of a RefSeq genome assembly. Lineage: Eukaryota; Metazoa; Arthropoda; Malacostraca; Decapoda; Portunidae.
AUGGCAACAUGAACUUUUUUAGGUCUUCAAGAUGGAGCUUCUCCUUUAAUAGAACAAUUAAUUUUCUUCCAUGAUCAUAUCAUAGUUGUUCUUAUUAUAAUUAUUACCUUCGUUGGUUAUAUACUUGCAUCGGUACUUAGAAAUUCACUUAUCAAUCGAUUUAUACUCGAACAUCAAACUAUUGAAUUAAUUUGAACUGCAGUUCCAGCAAUCAUUUUAAUUUUUAUUGCCCUCCCUUCUCUUCGGUUACUUUACUUACUAGAUGAAGUCAAUAACCCAUCUAUUACCUUAAAAACCGUAGGCCAUCAAUGAUAUUGAAGUUAUGAAUAUUCUGAUUUCCUUAAUGUUGAAUUUGACUCUUAUAUAACUCCCACUAACGAGCUAGACUUAUCAGGCUUCCGGCUUCUAGAUGUUGAUAAUCGAACUGUUCUCCCUAUAAACACACAAAUUCGUAUUGUAAUUACAGCAGCAGAUGUAAUUCACUCCUGAACAGUUCCAGCCUUAGGGGUUAAAGCAGAUGCUAUCCCAGGCCGACUUAAUCAAACCAGAUUUUUAAUAUCACGUCCAGGACUUUUUUAUGGACAGUGUUCAGAAAUUUGUGGGGCAAACCAUAGAUUUAUACCUAUUGUAAUUGAAAGUGUCAAUACAAAUUCCUUUUUAAAUUGAAUUUCUUCGUAUUCAGACU